Schizophyllum commune H4-8 is the source of this 3171-nucleotide messenger RNA. RefSeq lists its product as uncharacterized. NCBI's taxonomy places the organism in Eukaryota, Fungi, Basidiomycota, Agaricomycetes, Agaricales, Schizophyllaceae. The transcript is spliced from 4 exons. The record is from RefSeq and is a predicted model, not a curated record. Bases 189 to 2231 code for a protein of 680 amino acids.
CGAACACGAGGCGCUUGCUUAGAGCCGUCAUCGGCACGCCUCAUGCCCGCCGGUCUACGUGGAGGGCUGAAUCUCUUUUGUUAACGACACUCAUCUCCUCGGAUCGCGCUCUCCUGUUCCGCACGACAAGACACGAAUUUUCGCGGCCGUCAGACACCAACGCGACGUCGCGCUAGGCGCUCGCAAGCAUGUCGCUCCUGGUGCCCGCUCUGCGGGUAGUCAUGGCGUUCACGAACGUCUGGGAGACGUACAAGACCCUCAAGAUGCCCCCACCAUCGCCGCGCAACGGCGGGCGGCCCACCAUUCGCGCGCUCUCACAGCGAAAGCGCGACAUGAAAGGCUGCCUCGCCGUUUGGCUCGUCUUCUGCUGCUUCACUCUUUACGAACGAUUCGCGGAGAAGAUAAUAUCUAUAUUCAUCCCGUUUUACGACGAGCUCAAGUCCAUGGUCAUGGUGUUCCUCAUCGUGGCUCGCUCCCGGGCUGCGGAGCCGAUCUAUCUGCAUAUCAUCCGCCCGUUCCUCAAGCCGCACACUGUGGCGUUGGACGCCAUCCUCGAGGUCGCGACCAUGAUCGGUGACCUAAUCUUCACCGUGGCCACCCUCCCCCUACAGCCCUUCAUCAUGUGGUGGCAGGCACGGCAGGCCGAGGCCGAGUACCCAUACGACCCCACGCAAGAUGGGACGGCUACGCCGAAGAGCACGUCCGUCGUCAGUGAGACUGUGUCCGCGGCUUCUGUCAUACGUGAAUCCGCGGACGCCGUUGAGAUAUCAAGUUCCAUAAGCGUUCAACACAUUCGCGUGGCAAACGCUAUAGACGGUCUCCCCGCCACCCCUACGCAUCAAAUCUGGCAACCUCCCCCGUCAGCCUAUAAAGACGAACAACCUGAAGAGCGCUUCAUCCCGCCACAUCCCGACGAGCUGGAUCGUGAGGUCGCUGAAGUAGGCGCACCGCUUGCUAGCGAGGAUGACUGGAGAAAAUACCCGGACUUCCCGUCCGCGUACCCUGCGACUCCCGCGGCAGCGACGUUGCACUUGAAGCCCGAAACGAAAGUCAACGGCGGACACCCCGCCCUGAAUGGUUUGGACGGACACGACCGAUUAAACAUGCCAUCGAGCAUCCCCGAAGACGAUUCAGACUAUGACGACCAGCCGGGUUUUCGGCAGUCGCUCAGGACGCCACGUGAGGACCAGGAUCCCCACUCCGUGCCCGUUCUGAGCGACGAAUCCAUAUACUUGGGGAUCCACGCUACCAGGCCUGUUGGAGCUGAGCCAGCACCGAUGGUCGUUGAUAAAGAAGAGAGUGAGAGGAAGGGCGGAAGGAUGUAUGUCGAUGGGGAGGACGAUGGGGAUGAAACCUACGACGAGGACGAGGAGGACAGUUUCAACAUCACGCUUCGUACGCCGAUGCCGCGCGGGGGACUGUCGAAGGAGGUGGAGAUGGGCGAGGCGCCGCCGCUGCCGGCAUUGAGGAUGGAGCCUGUGCUGCGCGGGCUGCAGGUUCCGUCGGUGGCGCAUACUACGGCGGAGAGCGUACCUAGUACUGCGCCCGCCGUACGCGACGACAAGGGCACCGUCAUGGCCCCUCCGACGGUCGACGUCAGGCCUAUUACCGCUGCGACAACACCGACAAACGAGCCAUCGCCUCAAGCUCCCGCCCGGCCAUCAGCUCGCUCGGAUCUCCCGUUCCGCGCCACCAAGAUCGCGGGCAAGAAGCGCGCGCACGGGCAGGCCGAGGAGACCGAGCUCUCGAAGGUGCCUGUGCGUACUGGGCGAGCGGGUAGUGCAAACCGCCCGACUGCUGCGGCUGGUGCCCGUGCGGCUGCUGGCGCUCGCCUGGCUACCGCCGCGCGCCCGGCGGCUGCUCGCGGAGGUCGGUCCACUGUCGCGACCCGGUCAGCUGCAGCAACGCGCGUGCGCAGGACGACGUCGGCGGAGACGAAUGCGAGUGUCGCGAGCACCAGCACGGCGGCCACUGCGCGUACCGCAUCUACUGCGACCUUGGCUGCCUCCGAGGCCGGCACUGACCUCACCGUGCCCUCUGACGAUGAGGAGCAGCACGCCAAGCGGCGCCGGGUGCUCUCGACGCAGAGCGGGAAGAGCGUAGCUGUGCCAGUCGUUCACCUGAAGAAGGCGUCGACGGCUAGGAAGGCUCCGGCCGCUAAGCGCGAGGUACCUGCUACGCGGCCAGCAACAAGGACGAGGACGCGGUCGCAAGCUACGAAGGUGGAGUAGGCGAAAGACGAGGACGCAUGGCGGGGCUCCAAUCCCAGCAUCGCGAACACGGCGCGCGCCAUUGGCCAGACAGCGACAACAACAAAGGAUUCAAUACUUCGGACUCUCGACGCAUCAACCACGGCAUUUACUACCUCUGCAAUGUAUAAUAUCUAUUCACGGUUCCCCCUCCGACGGUCUGCGCUUAUGUAUCUAGCUACUAUCGGGAUAGACAUGGUUUCAGCUGGAAGUUGUCCUGAUGGGUUUGACCGACGAUGGAAGGCUAUGGAGAUGGAUGAUCUGUGAGUGUGGCACGUUCAGACGACCCAGCCAGCCAGCCGAGGUGGUACGAUUAUCGACGACCCCAACACUAUCGUUGCCUCAAUCUCCUCCAUCCGCUCAGCUGUGUCAUUGACUAUUCCGGAAACUCUUCACUGCCACCAAGCUGCCUCCAUCGCAAAGAGGGCGCGCCAUUCCCGCGCCUGUGUGGCGAACACGUGCGGUGGUGGAGGCAGCAAGGUUCGACAGCGGCUGCCCGUCCCCCGCGGCGGGCUUCUGGUGUAGAGGCUGCCUCGCGCGUGCAUCGUGGUGCGUCAAUGGUGAGUUACGCCCCUUGUAUUCUUUAUGUGGUGGCUGUGAUCCUUUUGUUGGCCAGGCCGCCGAAUUGGUGACGUGGGUAGGCCGAUUGUGGGUGUAAUGGCCUGGGUAUUGAGGCGCCUGAGAAGGAAAGUUGGGCAAGAGCUUCUAUCAAUUGCUUUCGACCCAUAUCGGACUGGAGCCAGGGCGAUGCGAGAUCCUAGGAUUCCCGAACGAAGUACAAUACGAAGUUAUGUGGGUGCGGUCAUCCGCCCUGCGAAUCGUCGGUCGCUAGGCGAGCAGUAUAGCCCAGUGAGUCAUGGUCUUCCGUCACGGAAUGUGUGUCCAUUGCCGCCUGAAUUGUUGGCAAUGUCAGUGGAUCCAC